AUGGCUUCUGUUAGAAAGAGGAAGAUGGCCAGGUCAUCGGUCAAGAAGAAUACCCGAAAGGAAAAGGACAGCCACAGAAAAAUCAAGUACAUUCCCCAUCCCAUCAUGAAGGCACACUGGGACAAAAAGCUCACAUGGAAACAAAACUACGAGAGAUUCGGCUUACAGUCCAAUUUGUCAAAAACAAUGAAAAGACCUGCAUCGGAAACGCUAAUCACCCAGACAAAAACCAGUGAGGAAGAUAGUAAUGUCGACCCAGAGUCCAUCGCAAUUGAAACCGAUCCCGAGAAGAUUCCUCUUGGAGAGGCUAGAUUGAUCAGAGAUCCAGAAACAAAUGAGGUCGUCGAGAUUAUUUAUGGAAAAAUGGAAAAAAGUGACGAGGAGCAGCCAGCUAAGGCGGUUUUGCCAGUGAUUGAUGAUUUGAUCAAAUACCAAGAAGAACAUGCUAAGCCAGCUUUUGUGCGUACCCUACCGGAACAGGAAUGCCACUGGAUGGCGUUGCUUCACAAGAAAUAUGGUGACAAUUACGAGAGAAUGAAGUGGGAUCAAAAAUUGAAUCCUUUGAUCUGGUCGGUGGGACAAAUUAAGAAGAAGAUGGAGAUUUGGAAGAACAUGCCAAAGGAAGUCGAACCUUGA
This is a messenger RNA of Australozyma saopauloensis, 636 nucleotides long. RefSeq lists its product as uncharacterized. The transcript has a single exon. Gene Ontology annotation, cellular component: nucleolus. Lineage: Eukaryota; Fungi; Ascomycota; Pichiomycetes; Serinales; Metschnikowiaceae. Gene Ontology annotation, biological process: ribosomal large subunit biogenesis. The record is from RefSeq and is a predicted model, not a curated record. The coding region runs from base 1 to 636 and encodes 211 amino acids.